AUGUCUUCCAGUUCAGACUCAUCAGCCGGUGGUGAACCACCAAUGACGACAACCUCAUCACUCGAACUUCCUGGUGCCACUUCAUUCGACACUUACCUUUGCGGGGCAUCACUCAGCUCUGCGGGCUUCCCACCUGUAGGCGGACGCACAAUUAAUACUGUCAAGGGCCUUUUGAGGGCAGAGCUUGAUGGCCAUGUCAUUGAUGAGUCUGGCCUUGCCCAGAUGAAGUUUGCCGACUCCAUUUUCCGUGCGCUCAUCCCCGUAUCGACCUUCCAAAAUCAUCACGUCGAAAAGAUCAGGUACCACAAGAAGGACGGCGCAUCUGUAUACAUACAAAACAAGUGGAAUUACAGCCGCAGGAAAAAGAGCAAGGGUUCAGGGAGGGAUGCCACCGAUACAGACAUCGUUGACUCGGAUGAUUUGCGUGCAGAACUUGAGGCCUUGGAUUCUCAUGGUUCAACAAUCUUCUCCCAAGGGACCGACGGCGGGAGUGACGAUGAAUUCAAUGGCAGUGUAAAGGCAGGAUCAAAGAGGAAACGGAAAAAGAGUUCGACUGAGAGGGACUUACAGUACCUGUUCCAUGCUGUUCAGUGGGCCCUGUGUAAUCGAACUGGAUACGCGAAGAAACUUCCCUAUGAAAUUUCGCCCAUCGAGCGGUACUGGUCUGCCGAGUUUGCCAACUCACCCAUACCAGACCUAUACAACACGCAGAAGCCCGAUGUCGCCCUGUUCUAUUACAUGAACAAACGUGAGGAAAAGAGAUGGGUUGAUGUCUUGAGCUUCGUGGAACACACCUCCAGCAAUUUUGUUGCAUCUCCUGAUUUAUCAGUGUAUUGUGGAUCUACCACCAAGGCGUACCUCAUCAUGCGAGAACAACCGUGGCGUCGCUUCGUUCUCGCCUACUCCAUUUGUGCAGAAAAACUUCGCGCCCAUUAUUUUGACCGCUCAGGCCUCAUCAUAUCCCUUCCGACCCCCAUCCAUACACACCCGAUACGUGUCCUCGAGGCAAUAGCCACAACCGCGAUAGCAGAUCCGAUGUACUUUGGCCUCGACCCCACCAUCCAUAUGUGCAUCGUUGCUUGCAAGGGUACUCACCCCUCUCUGGCCGAGGGGGCGCAAGGAUGGGUUGUCAAUAAUAGUGGUAAAACAUACUCGAUCAUGGAUGUGUUAUGGAAGAGUCAGGGUUUCUUCUGUCGCGGAACGGUUUGUUAUCGCGUCAGAGAUCCUACUGAUGGGAAGGAUUAUGCGAUGAAGGACUGUUGGGUACCUGCGGCAAAGCGAUAUCAUGAAGCGACCGUUCUCGAGCGAGUCAAGGGCAUCCCUAAUGUUGUUCGACUCGUGGAUCAUUGGGAUGUCAUGUUUGACGGGAAGCCCGACUGUACAGCACAAAUUCGUGAUCGCUAUCAGCGGUUUGACCCAGACGAUAGAGAGUUCAGCUCUAGGAAGGAGCUGGUAUGCGCUUUUCGUGACUUUGUCAUUGCUCAUGGACUCAUGGUCGAACGUGGAGUUCUACACGGGGACCUCAGCCCAAACAAUUUUAUCCUUCACGAGGGUAUCGGGUACUUCAUCGAUUUCGAUCAUGCCGGAUUUUUAGAGGAAGGCAAGACGUCUACAAUUUCAUUUGGAACUGGGACUAUCCCAUACAUCUCCAUGCGCGUCCUGAAGAUGAUGUCGAGGAAUGCCGAGACCAUCAAAAAGACACCUGACCCUACUCAGCUGCACUUAAUCGAACACCACGCAUGCGAUGACCUCGAGUCGAUGUUCUAUAUUUUUUUCGAAUUUGUUACGAAGUAUGGGGGGGCACACGGUAAAGUCUCACCGACAUGGAAUAAGCAGGCGAUGCCAUGGUCGGAGGCCUAUGAAAACUUAGGUGCCGCCAGUGGUUUGCUUACCACCUUCUUAUCGAAGAAGGGGGCCAUAUCCUGUGGCGACUUUCUAAUGGACAGAGUCUCCGAUUAUUUUUCGGAAUUCAAACCCCUAGUCAAUGAAUGGCGCAAUCAUAUCCACCUCACAGACCUCGAUUCCAGUAAAUCAAUCAUUCACGAUCACAUACUCCAGAUGCUUGUAACGUUCAUCACGAAACUCGAGGAGGAAAUACCCAUCCCCAUCCCCAUCCCAAUCCCGCUGCCCAGUCCUCCUCCUCAGUCUCCUACUCUUCAGCCCACCGCAGGUCCUUCAACCCUUCCACGUAGUGGCGCAAUAUGGUUUUCGACUAGUCAGCCAGGCUCACGUCAUUCUAAGCGACUUGCUUCUAAGACACGAUGA
Messenger RNA from Suillus clintonianus, 2265 nucleotides. RefSeq lists its product as uncharacterized. Gene Ontology annotation, biological process: protein phosphorylation. The coding region runs from base 1 to 2265 and encodes 754 amino acids. The transcript has 4 exons. The record is from RefSeq and is a predicted model, not a curated record. NCBI's taxonomy places the organism in Eukaryota, Fungi, Basidiomycota, Agaricomycetes, Boletales, Suillaceae. Gene Ontology annotation, molecular function: ATP binding; protein kinase activity.